UUAUAGAAUGUUGAUUAGUUGAUUUUAUAUAUUUAAGAAAAAAAAAAUUAAAAAAAGUAAAUAAUAAUGUAUUUUUCCGUUUUUCUAUAAAAUUAGAAAAAUUUUCUAAUAAUAUAAAAAGGGAAGAGUGCUAAUAUAAUUUUUUCAAUAAAAAAAAUUAUGUGGGUGUGACCAAAUGUUUUAAAUAAAAACUAUAAAUAACUUUAAAAAAAGAGACACAAUAAAUACGAAUUUCCGAUUGGAGUUAUUCAAAAUAAAAGAAUCACAAUAAGAGUUGAUGAAUUUUGUUAUUGCAAUAACGAAACAACAAACAAAAAGAAAUUAAAUUAUUAAGCGUUUAAAUUUUUAUGAAAUUUAACAUGCAUAAUAUUGAUAGUUAUGGGGAUCCAUCAAUUAUGGAACCGCUGGACUCCUUAACAACAAUCAAGACUGAAAUAUCGGAUGCAAUAAAACCGGACCUUGUUAACGAUGCUGAAUUUAAUUCAAUACCAAUAUUACCACCGGAUCAAACAGCAUUACAUUCGCUUCAUAGUAGUAAUGGUAAAAUGAAAUUAUCAUUUCAUUUAAUGGGGCGUGAUGAAAAUCUUUUAAUUACAACGGAAGAAGAAUUUUAUAAUAAAUUACGUUGUACAGAAAAUGAUAAGAUUAAAGUUGUUACAAUUUUUGGAAAUACUGGUGAUGGAAAAUCUCAUACCAUGAAUCAUAUAUUUUUUGAUGGUGAAGAGAUUUUUAAAACUUCAUCGGAUCAAACAUCGUGUACUGUUGGAGUAAUGGCGGCAAUGCAACGUCGAAUGGGUGUUUUAUGCAUAGAUACUGAAGGUUUCUUAGGUACAAAUUCGAAUCCUGAUCGUAUAAAGAGAAUGCUUCUCAAAAUUUUAGCCAUAUCAGAUAUUAUAAUAUUUCGAACACGUUGUGAACGUUUACGUCGCGAUAUGUAUCAGUUUUUAGACACUGCUUCAAAAGCAUUUCAUAGGCAUUUUACCUCAGCUUUACAAUCAUUAGAUGUUUCGGAAUCACCAAGAUCAUUAGGCCCUGGCAUUAUAAUAUUCCAUGAAACUAGAUAUACAAAACCUCUUGAAUCAACAUUAAGUGAAAGUGUUGAGGAUCAAAUAAGGACAAAUUUUCGUAAAUUAAAUAUGAACAUAGAUUCGUUUAGUUCAUUACAAUAUAUAGGUAUUCAAACUGAAGGUACUAAAUCGACAAAUUAUAAAAGAAUAAAAGAUGUUAUAAAAGCUGAAAUAGCUAAUACAACAGUAAGAUCUCAUAGACAACCAAAGGUUAUUUUCAAAGCAAUACGUGCAUUAAAUUUAAAAUUUUCUGGGGAAAUUGCUGAUAGAGAUAUAAAUCCAUUUCCAGAGCAAUAUUUUUCUUGUAAUAACAAAUGUGAAUCCUGUGAUAAAAGAUGCGAACGUUCAAUGGGUCAUUUAAAUGAUGGAGAAGAACAUGAAAACUCACAAUUGUGUGUGUAUCAACAUCAAUUGGACAAUAAAGUAUAUUUAUGUAAAAAAUGUCACAAAAAUGGUAAAAAGGUUAUUGUAACAAGUAAUCUCCAAUCAAGCACAGAGAGUUCAUGGACAGGACUUGCUAAAUAUGCAUGGAAAGGUGCUGUAAUUGAAUGUCCAAAUUGUGGAGAAAUUUACAGAUCACGACAAUAUUGGUAUGGAAACAAGUCGCCAGAGGAUAUUGCAGUUAGAUCCGAAAUAGUUCAUGUUUGGAAAGGAAGAAGUAUCAAAUCAAAAGAUGAGGUACCUUCUGGUCAAAUUUUACUUGACAGUGUGAAUUACAUUAGUGGAGCUAUUGGUAAUGUUGUUCAACAACCGACAAAAGCUAUUACUGAUUGGGUAGCUGACAAGACUGCACCGAGUUAUUGGAUACCAAAUUCGGAAAUCAUGCACUGCCAUAAUUGUCGGAAAAAUUUUGAAAAAACUGGUUUACUUAAACAUCAUUGCCGUUGUUGUGGACAAGGAUUUUGUCAUAAUUGUUCUAAGCACAAAAUGCCCGUACCUCAUCGAGGCUGGGGGGAUGUAAAUGUUCGUGUAUGUGAUGAAUGCAGACAACAAUUGAUUAAAGGGGACUCCAAAAUAUCUAAUUCUCAAAAUGGUGACGAAAAUGAUAUAACUGUUCGUAAAUAUGGGGAAUCAGUUAUUAGCGCUUUAUCACAAGUAGCAGUAGUUUUAGAAUAUCCGAAAGAUUUUAUAAAAGAUAGUGCACGACCUUCCUAUUGGGUAAAAGAUUCUGAUGCACCAAAUUGUGCAAUAUGUAAGAUAUUAUUUGGUACUGCGGAAGAGCUGGAAAAAUUUGCAAAAAAUUGUCAGAAUGCAGAAAAGCCUGUAAGGCAAAUUCCUGGAAAUAACUGGCGGCAUCAUUGUAGACAGUGUGGUGAAGCAGUAUGUGAUAAUUGUUCAAUGAAUCGGCGACCGGUACCAGAACGAAACUGGCCAGGUGAUGUUCGUGUUUGUGAUGUGUGCUAUAAAGAGAAAGCAAAAAUGAAUUGACAGUUAAAUUUAACCUGAAAAAUUAAAUACAUUAUAUUGUUGCUCCAUUUUUAAAUAUGAAAAAAAAAAAAUAAAAAAAUGUUACUAAAAAACAGCACAGUAUGAUUUUUAGAGUAGGUGAUGGUGUUAUUUAAAAAAAUAAGUCUUAUUAUCUAGUUUGCUUAUUUAAAAUUUCAAACGAUAAAAUAGAUAAUGUGAUAUGUAAAUUAGAAAUAUAUUUGCAAACAUUUUAU
Messenger RNA from Condylostylus longicornis, 2728 nucleotides. Its product is annotated as zinc finger FYVE domain-containing protein 1-like. Gene Ontology annotation, molecular function: metal ion binding. The coding region runs from base 348 to 2495 and encodes 715 amino acids. The record is from RefSeq and is a predicted model, not a curated record. The transcript is spliced from 9 exons. Lineage: Eukaryota; Metazoa; Arthropoda; Insecta; Diptera; Dolichopodidae.